This is a messenger RNA of Olea europaea var. sylvestris, 3098 nucleotides long. RefSeq lists its product as uncharacterized. NCBI's taxonomy places the organism in Eukaryota, Viridiplantae, Streptophyta, Magnoliopsida, Lamiales, Oleaceae. Gene Ontology annotation, molecular function: protein binding; zinc ion binding. The transcript is spliced from 4 exons. The record is from RefSeq and is a predicted model, not a curated record. The coding region runs from base 312 to 2627 and encodes 771 amino acids.
GUUUCCGUAACUGGAUGCCCUGCAACAUUCCCUAUUUACCUUUUCUUCUCUGAAAUUCACUAUCUUCUCUGCAAUUGAAUUAUUUCGUUAUUUGAUGUGAGCCUCAGAAUAGAAUCAAAUCAGAUCCAUCACUCUUGUCUCUCUUCGGGUUCGAAAUUGUAAUUAUCAACUUUUUACACUAGAUUUCGCACCCAAAUUCCACCAUUUCCGCUCCCUCCUGCAAAUCACUCCACAAUGAAUUGAGCCAUUCUGGAAAAGCACUUUUUUUUCCCUAAUUUAUUAUCCCAGAACCGUCUAAAGCGAGUUAAACCAUGGUAGCGAAGAAAGUUAUCACCAUUUGUCAGUCGGGAGGUGAAUUUGAGACAGAUACUGAUGGUGUACUUUCUUACAAAGGUGGUGAUGCUCAUGCUAUGGAAAUCGAUGGUCAAAUGAAGUUCAAAGAUUUCAAGUUGGAGGUAGCAGAGAUGUUUAACUGCAAUCUAAGUACUAUGUCCAUCAAAUAUUUCCUUCCGGCAAACAAGAAGACACUUAUCUCCAUCACCAAUGACAAAGACCUCAAGCGCAUGAUUAAAUUCUUUGGUAACUCUGACACUGCAGAGAUAUACGUAAUGAAUGAAGAAAUUGUUGAUCCUGAUGUCUCCAACAUGCCUGGCAGUAGGUCGAGUAGGACAACUUUGUCAGAAGCGGCUCCUGCUGAUGCUUCGCCAGAUAUGAUUGUAAAUGACAUGAACGAGCCUGAACUGCUACUUGAUUCCUCUUUUGAUGUGGUUGUCGAUACUAACCAUGUUGAGGCUCUUUUUGAUGUACCAACUGAAAGGCCCGUUCGUUCUAAAAUGCCUGUACCAAUUUCUUUUGUUAGUUAUGAUGAGAAAGAUGCUAAAGCUGCUGAGCAGUGGCUGAACAUUAUUACUGGGGUGGGACAAAGGUUCAAUAGUGUAAAUGAGUUUCGCGAGGCAUUACGUAAAUAUGCCCUGGCACAUCAGUUUGCUUUCAAAUACAAGAAAAAUGAUAGUCAUCGUGUAUCUGUUAAAUGCAAGGCCGAUGGUUGUCCAUGGAGAAUUUAUGCAUCAAGGUUGGUGACCACUCAGCUGAUAUGUAUUAAGAAAAUGAUUCCAACACAUUCUUGUGAAGGAUCUGCACUUACAACUGGCAUUCAGGCAACAAGAAGUUGGGUUGCUAGCAUCGUGAAGGAGAAGUUGAAAGUUUUUCCGAACUAUAAGCCCAAAGACAUUGUUAAAGACAUCAAAGAGGAAUUUGGGAUCCAGUUGAAUUACUUUCAGGCAUGGCGGGGGAAAGAAAUUGCUAAGGAGCAGCUCCAGGGUUCUUACAAAGAGGCAUAUAGUAAGUUACCACUUUUCUGUGAGAAGAUAAUGGAAACAAAUCCCGGAAGUUUAGCGACUUUUGCCACUAAAGAAGACUCGAGCUUCCAUCGCCUCUUUGUGUCUUUCCAUGCUUCCCUAUAUGGCUUCGAACAAGGCUGCCGUCCUUUGCUUUUCCUAGAUGGCAUAUUUUUGAAGUCUAAAUAUCAAGGCACACUUUUGGUAGCAACAGCUGUUGAUGGGAAUGAUGGUGUUUUUCCUGUUGCUUUUGCUGUUGUGGAUGCUGAAUCUGAUGACAACUGGCAUUGGUUCUUACUACAACUCAAAACUGCUUUGUCAGUGUGUCGUGGGAUAACUUUUGUGGCAGAUAGAGAGAAGGGACUAAAAGAGUCAAUUGCUGAAAUUUUUCAGAAUGAUGAUGUUUACCAUAGCUACUGCCUGACCCAUCUCUCUGAGCAAUUUAUCAGAGACUUGAAGGGACAGUUUUCUCAUGAAGUGAAGCGUCUUAUGGUUGAAGAUUUUUAUAGUGCUGCUCAUGCUUCUACCCCUGAAGACUUCCAAAGAUGUGUGGAAAGCAUCAAAACUAUUUCAAUAGAAGCAUACAGUUGGAUCAUGCAAAGUGAGCCUGUUCAUUGGGCAAAUGCAUUCUUCCAAGGUGCAAGAUAUAACCACAUGACUUCAAACUUCGGAGAACUGUUCCAGAGUUGGUUAUCAGAUGCACAUGAAUUGCCAAUAAUCCAGAUGGUUGAUGCCAUUCGAGGUAAGAUUAUGGAGUUGAUAUAUACCCGGCAGACAGAAUCUAACCAUUGGCAGACAAGAUUAACUCCAUCAAUGGAGGGGAAACUCGAAAAAGAAAACAUUAAAGUUAGAACCCUUCAGGUAUUAAUAUCAGCUGGUAACAGAUUUGAGGUACGUGGGGAUACCAUUGAAACUGUUGAUGUGGAUAACUGUGUUUGUAGUUGCAAGGAGUGGCAGCUUACUGGAUUACCCUGCUGCCAUGCAAUCGCUGUCAUUACUUGUGUUAACCGUGAUCCAUAUGAUUAUUGUUCUAGAUACUUCACUACUAAUAACUAUAGAGUAACAUAUUCACAGUCAAUACAUCCUGUUUCGAAUAUAGAUGGCCCCUGGCUGAAGGGCUCUUCUCAGUUGGCAGUGGCUGUAACCCCUCCUCCAACUCGUCGUCCACCAGGCCGGCCUACUACAAAGAAAAUUGGCUCACAGGAUGCAGCAAAACGUCAACUUCAAUGCAGUAGAUGCAAGGGUAGUGGGCACAACAAAUCAAGCUGUAAAGAGAUUUUGCUGGAAUGAUAAACUAUGGUUGCUCUAUUGGUGAAUCAACAUCUUCGACCGGCAAUAUUUUCUGAUGAGUUUAAUUCAAGUCUCACUUAGUUCAUCAUUCCUUUGAUCAUUUAUCUGACUUCAGGUUCUUAGUAGUGAAAAUGGUGUUGAUAAUGGAAGGAGUCUGAAUGCCAUUCAACAGCAUUCUUUUCAGCAUGUUUCUUAUAGUUCUUGGAAGGCUGAUGGUAUGUACAUAGUAACAAACUUCUGUUACUACUUUCUUGCCUGUAUGAUGUAGAACCUCCCUAACAUGCGUGUGAUCUUUUUGUUGGCUGCUAAUUCAGUCUUCGGUGUCGGUGGAUAAGAACGCAAAUAUGAUCCUGACAUGAUUAAUAAAGUGGACAGUGUUAGGUAGUCAAUAAGAAAGCGAAUCUAAAUUUGUCCGUUGAACUGUCCAGUUCAUAACGGUAUUCUUUAAUUAAAGAUGCCUGUGUUUCUUCU